AUGCAAAGUCAAUUAAAGGAUGCAAGAACACAAAUUGGAAAAAAGUCAUCAAGAAUUAUUUCAUCAUCAUCAUCAAAUAACACCAAUGAUAUACCUUCUUCUUCAUUAAAUGAACCUGAUAUCAUGCCUGUCUUUGAUGUGAUAUAG
Molecule: messenger RNA, 147 nt
Organism: Entrophospora sp. SA101
Lineage: Eukaryota; Fungi; Glomeromycota; Glomeromycetes; Entrophosporales; Entrophosporaceae
Source: the annotation of a GenBank genome assembly